Messenger RNA from Micropterus salmoides (largemouth bass), 2390 nucleotides. RefSeq lists its product as uncharacterized. NCBI's taxonomy places the organism in Eukaryota, Metazoa, Chordata, Actinopteri, Centrarchiformes, Centrarchidae. The coding region runs from base 139 to 1125 and encodes 328 amino acids. The transcript is spliced from 11 exons. The record is from RefSeq and is a predicted model, not a curated record.
UGCAAUGCUCAGAGGCAUUUAGGAAGAGAAAGCACCGAAGGACAGAAUCACCUCUGAGCAGAGAUCUUUGAUAUUACAUUCUGUAUAUACAGUACAUUAGACUAGCUUUUCCAACCUGCUGCUGCCAUCCAACGUACAAUGCAUUCGAUCAGACCUUUCUUCUUUGUCCUGGGUUUGGUUGUGGCUUCUGUCGCAGCAAAUCACACAUUACCAGAGGUUUCAGAGAAAGUGAACAACAGUAAUGUUGUUAAUGACAGUAAUGGCAAUUCUACCAUUACCACCACUUUGACACCGUCCACCACUAACUACCAAACCAACACCUUCACUAUGACCAGUAUCUCCAGUACCGCCAGUACCAUGAAUAUCACCAAAACCAACAGCACCGUCACACCCCCAAUAACAAAGCAGAAUAGUUCUCAAGAUGACAAAGCCACUCAAAGUACAAGGUCCACAAUGUCCAAGACCACGCCUAAACCCUACCCAUCUACAAAACCACAAGAGAGGACAAGCAACAGAGCUGCGACCACUACAAUGCCAAAGGCAGCUGCAGGUGACAAGGCUGGCAUUAUCAUCCUUGUUGUGAUCCUCCUCAUAGCUUUGGGAUUUGGUGUUGCAUGCUACUUUGCACGGAAGAGAGACAGGCAGCGCUACUCUGUUGACUUGACUUCCAGACCGGAUGAAGCACACAUCCCUCUCAGCACUAUGGACCCUGAGAUGCCUGUUAAUACUGGGCCUCAGAACGGUCUGCAAACCUUUGUAGAUACAGAAACGACUAAAAAUGAGCCGCAAGAACCAGAGGCAAAACCUGAAGUACAAGAGGAGCAGAAACCUGAAGCUGAUAAAUCUGUUGUUGAUCCCAGCGCUGAGUCUGCAGCUCCGGCACCAUCCCCAGACAGCCCUGAGGACAAACCCAAAGAGGACGCUGCUGAGCAGAGUCCUCCCGCACCUGUGAAGCCAAGUGUGGAGGAGAAAACUGAUGAUGAAGGUGUUGUCUCCACUAAGACCUCAAUUGAAUCCCUUAAAGAGACAAAUGAGAACAACAGCAACAAUGCUGACGUCAGUCAGAAGAGAGAUUUGACAUCAAGCAACCUCUUUUGGGACAUUCCCCUCGAUUGUCCGGUGUGAGACUUGUCUCUCUGCCCCUGUGCUGUUCUUCAGGAACUCGAUUGAGGAAAGGCUCAUAAACUCAAGUGACCGCAGUGGAAAAUGACACUUCUGUGUGAGAAAUCUAGUUGGCUGCGGCAUCCUUGUUGGAAACAAAAAAAAACAAGCAGUUUUUUCAAAGUUAAACAUCAGCUCAGCUUUUUGUGUGUGUGUGUGCUUUACAAACAGUCACAACUUUCUGGAUUUGUAGACUAAAUGUUAAUAUUUUUUAGUAACACUAACGUUUUAUUUUAAGACCUUCCCCAAUUUAGCAUUUAUAUAACAUAGUAUGUAAGCAGAUUUCACUGUUUAUUAAUAUAUUUGUCAACAACAAGUCUUCCUGUGGACACCCAUUAGUGAGGGCUGCAUAUAAACAGAUAAUGAGAGACAAUAUUGUAGUUGUAACAGUUGGAGAAGUUAUAAUUACUGACAAACAUUAUACAUUAUAGUCUAGAUUCAUAAUCAGUUUUAUUUGCCAGGUAGGCGUGCACAUUCAAGGAAUUUGACUGUGGAUUAUACAUUGCUCAUACAGUAUACAGUACACACUCCAUAAACCAAAGCAGCACCAUUGUAGACAGAUUGAGAUUGCAAUGAAAUUAAUAAAUGAAUGAAUGAGUGUCUUAAAAAUCAUUUAUUGAAUGUGUGUAUACUGCUUAUGAAUACUAAAUAGGGGGACUUAAAGUAGAGCGUUAGUGGUAAAACUUUACAAUAAUGUAUAACAGGGAAUGUUAGUUGUUAAAAUAAAUAAUGUAAAUGGAAAGAUGUUGUUGAAGUGUAAGUGUAAAUAUGAGUAUUGAUGCUUUUUUUAAAUCUAUUUUUUAUAUACAGGGAGAAUGCACAUUGAUUGGCAUCACUGUAAAUGUGCCUAAAGGCUCAUUUUCAAUUGCUGUCCCUUAACCUAAUGUUAAAUUAGCCAUUAGCAACUCCCCAGCCAAAGAUAUCCUGGGAUAGGCUCACAAGCUGGUAACCUAAAACUGCUUAUUACACGUUAUGAGAUUUUUUACCCCUGUUUUUUGUCACAUAACAGUAUUUCUGGUAAGCUUUUACAAAAGAGAAUAACAAUAAUAUAUAAAUAAACAAGUCAAUAUAGGAUUGUCAGAUUUGAAUCAGUGUUUCUAUUCAAUUUAGGAUGCAAUAUUUCUGUAGAUGCUGCAUUUUGCUUUUUGCUGUUCCACUUUCCGUUAUGCUGAAAAAUUGCUAUGAUGUGAAUGUCAUUUGAAUGUAUUAAAAAAAAUAUUCUAACAUUG